Molecule: messenger RNA, 763 nt
Organism: Tilletiopsis washingtonensis
Lineage: Eukaryota; Fungi; Basidiomycota; Exobasidiomycetes; Entylomatales
Exons: 1
Coding region: 98-532 (144 amino acids)
Source: RefSeq, a predicted model, not a curated record
GCUGGGCGGCGAGCUGCUGCGACUGCUGCUGGGCGGCGAGCUGCUGCGACUGCUGCUGGGCGGCGAGCUGCUGCAGCUGCUGGCUCUGCUGUCGCUGAUGCUGCUGCUGCAGCUGCAGCUGUUGAUGCAGCUGAGCCUGCUGCUGCUCGUGCUGCUGCUGCGGCGAGAACUGGAACUGAGCGUCGUUGAGCUGCUGCUGCAGCUGUUCGGGCGAGAAGGUGCCUUCGACGCCAGUGCUGCUGCUGCUCGGAGCAGGCUGUGGCACGCCGGCAAAGUGCCGCGCGUCGGCCGCGAGGGCCGACGACUGCUGCCCCGAGGCCGACGUCGUGGCCUCGUCGAGCUCGGCACGGGCCGAGCGCGGGAGAUGCUAGGCUGGACGAUCAGGCGACGAUCGCAGAGUGGAGUCGGGCAGCUCGGGCAGCACGUGGAUGCGGCCGAGCGCUGCCCUUGCAGAAGAAAGGGCGCAGCGACGAUCUGCAGAGCGGUGAUGAGCGUUGUCAAGGGAGACGAGGGCAGCUCUGCGCAUCAUUGAGCACUCGAGGCGCAAAGCACUGCGCCUCGUGAGAGUCCGUGCACGGAAGUGCCGUGUGUUCAUCCGGCCUGCCAAUGAGGCGCAGCGCGGAAGACCCCUGAGUGUCUCCGCCCCAAACGCUCUCAGCGAGAGGGCGCAGCCACUCAGUGUGUGAUCUUGUUGAGGGCAUUCGCCGGCACAUCCGCUGUGCCGACGCCGAGGUAGGGACCUGCCAUCGGUCGGGCAGCAUCG